AAUGUUGAAUAAAAUUUUUAAACUCAGAAUUGUAGGGCUUUACCCCGAAGGGAGCCCUUCCAGAAAUUCUCGAAGCACAGGGCUGAACCCAGGCCUAAGAGGGGGUUUGGAAAUAGUUUUCAACCAGCAAUAGACGCGCCUCGGUUAGAACCUCAUAAGCUGCGUCAUUGCCCCAAGCGCAAAG
Molecule: messenger RNA, 184 nt
Organism: Prunus persica (peach)
Lineage: Eukaryota; Viridiplantae; Streptophyta; Magnoliopsida; Rosales; Rosaceae
Source: RefSeq, a predicted model, not a curated record